This is a messenger RNA of Aureobasidium subglaciale EXF-2481, 876 nucleotides long. RefSeq lists its product as uncharacterized. The transcript is spliced from 4 exons. Gene Ontology annotation, molecular function: phosphotransferase activity, for other substituted phosphate groups. Gene Ontology annotation, biological process: phospholipid biosynthetic process. The record is from RefSeq and is a predicted model, not a curated record. The coding region runs from base 1 to 876 and encodes 291 amino acids. Gene Ontology annotation, cellular component: membrane. Lineage: Eukaryota; Fungi; Ascomycota; Dothideomycetes; Dothideales; Saccotheciaceae.
AUGACGCAGGGCAUACUCCAAGCAAACGCCGCGUCUAAACCUGCUUUCCCUUUCGUACAUCGAGGAAACCACGUCCUCUUACUACCUGUAAUCCUCCUAGCAACCUUAACUCCUGAGUUGAAGACUUUGCACAGAAUCUCCAAAACUCAAUUCGUCAUGUCUCGCAGAGUGAACGCGUCGACCGACGCUGCCAAAGAGGUCACCGCCAGUCCCCCCAUGGACAAGCAAAAGCGUUUGUUGGAGGAGUCUGACCCUGGUCACUUCUCCAUGGUUCGCGCAAUGCACCUUGCCGACCUCAUCACCCUCCUGAACGGCUUCUGCGGCAUCAACUCAGUCAUGUCCUCUCUCCGCUACUGUAUGGGUAACCCCAACGACCUCGGAAAUCUCUGGGCCGCUCUGGCCUUCAUGCCCUUUGGUCUGUUCUUCGACUUUAUGGAUGGCAAGGUCGCUCGCUGGAGAAAGAAGAGCUCGCUUAUGGGCCAGGAGCUCGAUUCGCUUGCUGACUUGAUCUCCUUCUGUGUCUCCCCUGCCGUCGCAUCUGUCGCUAUCGGUAUGCGAUCCCCUCUCGACCACUUCCUCCUCACCUCCUUCGCUCUCUGCGGUCUCCUCCGUCUUGCUCGCUUCAACAUCACUACCGACAGCGUACCCAAGGACGCCAAUGGCAAGGCCAAGUACUUCGAAGGCCUUCCCACCCCUACCUCUCUAGGCAUUGUCACCCUGAUUUCCUACUGGGUCAGCAAGGGCUGGAUUCACGAUCAAAUCCCCUUCGGUGUCAUUGCCCAAGGCUCGAUACUCGAGUUCCACCCUGCCGCUCUGAUCUUCGUUGCUCACGGAUGCCUUAUGAUCAGCAAGACCUUCCACGUCCCCAAGCCUUGA